AUGUCUAUCCUUUUCGCGUCUCUCCUGCUUUUUGCGACGACCGUAGAGGGAGAUCUCGUCUUUCCCCGCAACGAGACCUACACGCCAUCCCCUCAUUCCCCCGUCGUAUUCGCCGUCCAGAACGCAAAGACAGGCUGGCCGAUCGGUUUGAGGAUCUGGGUCGAGGUCCGUAGGACUUCGCUCUUUUUCGACAAGGUUUUCCCCUUUCCCAUGAUAAGCGACGCCGACUCGCCCGGCUUCACAGGCGGCCCCGCGCCAGCCGACCCGGCCCUGUUCUCCUCCGGCGUCAACCUCACCGGCAUCGUAGGCGAAUUCUCCAUCUUAUGGACUUUGUACGUCUCGGACAACUGCUCUGCCUCCAAGGAGGUCGACGGCUACUCCACCGGCAACCGGUCCACAUCGUUCAUCAUCGCCGUCGGCGGCAAGACCCCCGACAUCGCGGCGGCAGUUGAAAGCUGCCCCGUUGACGUUGCAGCCGUGGUUCUGGACGGCGUGGCAAACACCGAGGUUGACGGGAAGGAGAUGCUGUGCGGAUUUGUCGGCGGUGCGGCGGCGAAGGCCAAAACCGACCCCUGUGCGCUGAGGCCGCUCAGCAAGGUGAUCGCCGCCAACGUCUCGGCGGCCAUAGAAAUGCAGGAGUGCCUCGAGGAGAAAGGGUUUGAUCAGAAAGGGUUUGAAGCCUGUAAGAGUGAGGCUGGUCUGCGUUUAUAUCCUGGGGCCGGCGGAAGUAGCCUCCUUUUCGUGGCACUGGCUAUCUCGGUAUUGGAUCUUUGA
Messenger RNA from Phialemonium atrogriseum, 774 nucleotides. RefSeq lists its product as uncharacterized. Lineage: Eukaryota; Fungi; Ascomycota; Sordariomycetes; Cephalothecales; Cephalothecaceae. Bases 1 to 774 code for a protein of 257 amino acids. The record is from RefSeq and is a predicted model, not a curated record. The transcript is spliced from 2 exons.